AUGGCCUUGUUAUGCCCACUAAAACUCCCACCUCGGCUUCAAUAUGAUAGCGAUGCGCAGAGUAUUAGCCUCAGAUCGUUAGCUUCGACACCUACGUCGCUAAGAACAACUCUCAGAAUCCCAUACACAAGAAAAAGUGCUUGGGAUGAUGAUUUUGAUCCAUUCACGGUGGCUUUGAAGAAGGUGAGGGAGGAAAAGAAAGGAUAUGAUCAUAGGCGAUCAAGUUAUCAUUUACUAUUCAUGACUUCUAAAUCAAAAUGCUCGAGUCCAAGGGAUCGAAAUAAGGAAACCAAAGAUGUGGGACGAAGCCCAAAAGGGCCCAAGAGCCCGAGGGGUUUGUUUUUUGGAGGAAGAGUAAGACCUGUUCAAACGGAACGCGAAGGAUCCAACGAGCCCAUUUUAACUAAAGGGGUGCAUGGAGAAAAUGUAGUGGAAAAUAAGGUGCAAAAAGUAAAAGGACUUUUGCUGAGGUUUGCAUCAUUUGGGAGAGAAAAGAGUAACUCCAAACCAACAAAGCAAACUUCAGAACCAUGGACGCCGAAGAAAUUCAGGCAGUCGAGCUUUAGAGUCGAGGGUAAUGGUAAGGAAACAAUGUCUGCUGAUGCAAAGAUGGCAGUAGCAGAAUAUGAGAUGCCAAUGAAGCCAACACUUGCACUUUGUUUGGGUUAUGGAAUUGUAAGUUCUAGGAACAUGAAACGAUGUUUGUACUUCUAA
Messenger RNA from Fraxinus pennsylvanica, 714 nucleotides. The record is from the annotation of a GenBank genome assembly. Lineage: Eukaryota; Viridiplantae; Streptophyta; Magnoliopsida; Lamiales; Oleaceae.